CGGGCUAUCAGGGUUGGGCAAGAAGGAGCUGAGACCGGCAAAGCUGGCUUGGGCUGAGAAAUCUCAGCUUACCCUCUAGCCGGGCUGAUCUGGGCUGAGCUAAGGGACCUAGAGUUGCUGUGGUUUUGGGAAAACCCAACCACGCUUUGUCCGCCGCGCAAACACUCAGCCUUCUCCAUUUUUCUUUUGCCAAAGGCUCCCUCCAUCUCUCGGGUCUGCAAAUCCAAACUCCCUAUUAUAUUCUUAUUGGGUUACAUUUUGUUCUUGCUGCUCCAUCUUAAUGGACUGGUUUGCACUGAAGUUAUUGGGGGAAUGAUUUGUGUGGUAUAUGUGGUAGUGGCUGUAUGAGCUUAGAGAGGUUUACAGAUGGAUGAUGAACAAAGUUUCUGAAUUUUGCUUUUGCUCAUACAAAUUUUAUCUUCGAUUUUCAUACUUGGCUCAGAGGGUGACCUUUCUGUUCCUGUACAGGUUCUCUGCUUUUAUCGCCAAUCUUUCCUUCCCAACCUAAAGGCGAGAAUUGCUGGCAGGUUGAGAAGGCAGCAAGAGAAGAGCUCAACGAAUACUUAACUAGUGCUCUUGAGGUGAAUUCUGUAUAAUGUACCCCUGCAUUUGAAACCAUGAACAUCGCUACCUGCUUCAUCAAUGAGAGGCUGAUCAGUGGUGCUCAACCAGCUGAUCUAUAGUUGGAAUUGGAUGGGGUGGAAGAAAUAGUGAAAUGUUGAUUAGCAUAAGGUGCUGCUUUAUCAUGAUCUGUUGUGAAUGAUGCAGCUACUUCACCACACCAAGGUCAUCCCAAUGCUUUGUAAGCAACAUGGACGCAUGUGUGAGGCCAUCAAUAAGGCUUCUUCAGAACACAGGGAAGAGAUUGUUUUCCACUGCUGCUUUCAUACCAUAUAGAAUCGGCCCAGUUAGGCUAGCUGCACUAACAUCAGUUUGUUCGCCUCUUCUCAUUGUACCUGAUCUCAAUUUGUCAUGGACAGAGCAUUUCAGUCGGUAUUAUCGCUCAGACCACAAACGUAGUGAAAUCUCCACAUCAAAAAGAGAUUAUUCUAUAGAUCAGAAUGUGGCUCGAUCAAAUUGGCUCAUCUCCAAGCUCAGCAGAGAAGGGAAGAUUGCUGAGGCUCGUCAAAUUUUUGAUCGAAUGCCUAUGCGGGAUGUUGUUACAUGGACGGCUGUUAUCUCUGGGUACAUCAAAUGUGGAAUGGUAGAAGAAGCACGGCUUCUCUUUGAUGAAGCGGAUGCAAAGAAGAAUGUUGUCACAUGGACAGCAAUGUUGUCUGGCUAUAUCCAAUUGAACCAGAUUUUAGGAGCAGAGGAGCUUUUUAGACAGAUGCCUCACAAGAAUGUCAUCUCUUGGAACACUAUGAUUUCUGGAUAUGCACAGAAUGGUCGAAUUGAUUCUGCUUUUGAGCUAUUUCAGAAAAUGCCUGACAGAAAUGUUGUUUCUUGGAAUACAAUUAUAACAGCCAUGGCUCAACAUGGAAGAAUUGACGAAGCAUGGAAACUUUUUGAUAGGAUGCCCGAAAGAGAUGUUAUAUCUUGGACAGCAAUGAUUGCAGGUUUAUCACAGAAUGGGAGGAUUGAUGAAGCACGAGCACUAUUUGAUAAGAUGCCUCAGCGAAAUAUUGUUUCUUGGAAUGCCAUGAUAACUGGUUAUGCCCAAAAUCUGAGACUGGAUGAAGCUCUAGACUUGUUUGAGAGAAUGACUGAGAGGGACAUUCCAUCAUGGAACACGAUGAUUACAGGCCUUAUUCAGAAUGGAGAUCUAAGGAGAGCCAGGAAAUUAUUCAAUGAGAUGCACAUAAGAAAUGUUGUCUCUUGGACAACGAUGAUCACUGGAUAUGUUCAAGAUGAGCAGAGCGAGGAAGCUUUAAAGGUUUUCUCAGCAAUGCAGGCUGAUGGAAUCAAGCCUAAUCAAGGAACCUUCGUUAGCAUAUUAGGUGCUUGUAGCAAUUUAGCAGGGCUUGGUGAGGGAAGGCAAAUCCAUCAGAUCAUAAGCAAAACAGUUUUCCAGAAUAGUACCCUUGUACAGUCGGCCCUCAUAAGUAUGUACUCCAAAUGUGGGGAGAUAGAAAUUGCAAGAGAUAUGUUUGAUAGAUCAAUCCAAAAGGAUGUUGUAUCUUGGAAUGGAAUAAUUGCAGCCUAUGCACACCAUGGCUAUGGUAGAGAAGUGCUCCACCUGUUCAAAGAAAUGCAGAAAUACGGGUUCAAACCUGAUGAUGUCACUUAUGUUGGGGUGCUCUCUGCUUGCAGCCACUCUGGUUUGGUGGAUGAGGGUAUGAAGUAUUUCGAGGAAUUAAAGAAAGACGGAUCCAUUGAUGUAAGAGAAGAUCAUUAUGCUUGUUUGGUUGAUCUUUGUGGGCGAGCUGGAAGGCUUAAGGAGGCGUUUGAUUUCAUAGAGCAUUUAGGGACUAAGCCAUCUGCUAAUGUGUGGGGAGCUCUUCUUGCAGGGUGUAAUGUUCACGGGAAUGUAAAGAUAGGGAAAUUAGCUGCAAGGAGACUUCUAGAGGUGGAGCCAGAUAAUGCAGGGACUUACAUGUUGUUAUCAAACAUAUAUGCUUCAGCAGGGAAAUGGAAAGAAGCUGCUCGAGUGAGGUUGAAGAUGAAGGAUGAAGGGUUGAAGAAACAGCCUGGUUGUAGCUGGAUUGAGGUGGGGAAUAGAGUUCAUGUGUUUGUGGUUGGUGAUAAAUCUCAUAGUCAGAUUAAGCUGAUCUAUGCCAUUCUCAAUGAUCUUCAUAUGAAGCUGAAGAAGGCUGGUUAUGUUCUUAAUAAGGAUUUGAAUUUGGAUGAGGGUUUUUCAAUAACAUAACUUGAAAGUAGAAGACUUCAGGAUCAUAGGUCAUAGCAUUGGUAAGAUUAUUGUAGCAAGCUUGAAUGCUUGAUUGGGGAUGUGGAGGUUGCUGAUUUACUGGCUCUAGCAUGAGUUAUGGGCCAUUUAUAUGGUUAGUUAGCUGCUUUGCAUCAUUGUUGGUGUAGAGUAGCUUCAUAGCAAUCACUGUUAUAUAUACUGAUAUAUACUGAUCCUUGUUAACGUUCGUUGCCAUUUGAUUCAUUGUACCAUUGAAGAAUUCAGGUGUAACUUUUGUACUCUCUUGGAAAGGAAAAAAGAAUGAUUUUUUCUUGGGCCUUCUCA
Molecule: messenger RNA, 3133 nt
Organism: Macadamia integrifolia
Lineage: Eukaryota; Viridiplantae; Streptophyta; Magnoliopsida; Proteales; Proteaceae
Product: pentatricopeptide repeat-containing protein At2g35030, mitochondrial
Exons: 4
Coding region: 812-2809 (665 amino acids)
Biological process (GO): RNA modification
Molecular function (GO): protein binding; RNA binding
Source: RefSeq, a predicted model, not a curated record